Juglans microcarpa x Juglans regia is the source of this 524-nucleotide messenger RNA. RefSeq lists its product as uncharacterized. Bases 33 to 524 code for a protein of 163 amino acids. The record is from RefSeq and is a predicted model, not a curated record. The transcript is spliced from 2 exons. NCBI's taxonomy places the organism in Eukaryota, Viridiplantae, Streptophyta, Magnoliopsida, Fagales, Juglandaceae.
UCAAGCUGGGGAGAUUGAACAUUGCUACAAGUAUGCUCUCAAGCACAAUUGUUCUUGAGGUUCUUAGAAAUGACAAUUAUGCGAAUUGGAGUGCUUGCAUUAAAAACUAUUUCUUGGCUCAAGAUCUUUGGGAUAUUUUCGAAACAACUGCAAAACCUCCAAAACCAGAAGAUGAUGCAAUUGAAUUCAAAGCUUGGAGGAAGAAGAAUGCUGCAGCUUUGCAUGCAAUUCAGAUUUCAUGUGGGGUGGAAAUACAAUCUCAGAUUAAUGAUAUCAGUUCUGCUAAAACUGUUUGGGAUAUGUUGCCUAAAUUAGUGCACCAACCACCAUCGAAAGGAGCUAGUUAUAACCCAGUGGCUGAGCAGGGAAACUCAUUGAAUAUCCCAUCCAGUAAUGUUCACAAGGAUGGAUCAAUGAUUGCACCUAAUCAAAAGGUUGAACCAGGAAGCUCCUCAAACAACCCAGGUAUCUCUGUCUGUCUCUCUCAAGCAAUAUUAACAUUAUUGAACAAAAGAAAAACAUAA